UCCCUGUUAUUUCUCCUUCUGCUUGCUGGGCCUAGUAACACAAUAGCGUUUGGUCCUGGUAGAGUAAGGACAGGGCUGGAAGAACGAGUGAGGGCUGAUGGUUGGGUUAGAUCUGGAGUAAAGGACAAGGGCGGAGACAGGGCAAGAAUUGAGGGGAACACUGAAACUGGAUUUGGAAACACUCAUGUCUCUAGACCUGGAGCUGCAGCAGGAGAGGAUGCAGAGGUAUGGGGGGACCCUGAUACUACCACUGGCUUCAGGUCCAUGCUUUCUACGGGGGAAGGCGGGCUGUGGGAGCCCCGCAGCUCCUCUCGCUGUGUCCCUAUCCCAUCGGGCAUGGCCUUGUGCCAAAACAUUGGUUAUGACACUAUGAGGAUGCCCAACCUGCUGGGCCAUGAGUCUCCAGCUGAGGCUGUACAACAGAGUGCCAGCUGGUUACCACUACUUGCCAGAGAGUGUCAUCCAGAUGCUCGCAUCUUCCUUUGCUCUCUCUUUGCACCCAUCUGCCUUGAAAGAGUUAUAUCACCCUGCAGGAGUUUGUGCGAAUCUGUGCGAGACAGCUGUGCCCCAAUCAUGAGUUGUUAUGGUUACCCCUGGCCAGAAAUUCUGCACUGUGACCAGUAUCCUGCAGACCAUCUCAUGUGUAUCUCCUCCAUCACCAACAGCACUGGUCACACAGGGGGGCGUCGAGUGCCUCAGGCAAGCUGCCGGGAUUGUGAGCUGGAGGAGGGCUCCUCUUCAAAAGAUACACUGGAAACCUUUUGCAGGAGUGAUUUUGUUGUGAAACUUCGUCUAACACGACUUAAGUACAGUCCAGUAACCCUGUCUCAGUUCUCACUGGCUGCAAAACUUGAGGUUUUGAAGCACGGACCCCUGUUAGGUGGGCAGAUCCGCUCCCGUGUUGAACUGUGGCUGGAGAGGGAUGCCACCUGUGUAAGGAACAUGACGCGCAAACACCCACGAGGUGGGACCUUCUUAGUGACAGGCACAGUCCAGGGGGAGCGCCUGGUGGUCAAUAAGGCUUACGCCUGGCAGAGACGAGACAAGAACCUGAUGGCAGCUGCACGCAAAUGGAAACAUCACAGAUGCAGAAGCUAGGAUUAUGUGUUAGAUAGGUUAGAAACAUCAAAAUGAACUCAAAUGUGAAGGAAGCAUUAAACAGACACGCAUAGGGACAGGAUAGACAUCGCAUUUAGAAUUUGCCUAAAUACCCAGAACUGUAAAUUAAGGUUGCUCUAGUCUUUAAAAAAAAUCAUGUUCCAACUACUGUUUAUGAUACGAUAACAUGCAGUCAGCUGGUCACAAAAGAGCUCAUAAAGAACCUACACUGUGUGUCACAGGCAGUGGAGGUCAAAGAAAUAGAUGUUUGAUAGAAAAUGUACAUAUCUGUGAAUUUAAAGCAAAUAUGCCUGGUAUAUAUUUGUAUGGCUUUGAUAAAAAAAAAUAAAUGUUGUGUUCUAAGUCCUGAAAAAUGCCACUUAUUCAUGAAUAGCGAAUCAUACCCAAAUACCAC
This is a messenger RNA of Scatophagus argus, 1513 nucleotides long. RefSeq names its product secreted frizzled-related protein 5. The coding region runs from base 265 to 1098 and encodes 277 amino acids. Lineage: Eukaryota; Metazoa; Chordata; Actinopteri; Scatophagidae. The record is from RefSeq and is a predicted model, not a curated record. Gene Ontology annotation, molecular function: Wnt-protein binding. Gene Ontology annotation, biological process: non-canonical Wnt signaling pathway; negative regulation of canonical Wnt signaling pathway; canonical Wnt signaling pathway. The transcript has 4 exons.